AUGCAUUGUUUGACAUAUCGUGUUGAAGGCUUACAUGAGUAUGUGUACCAUGCUGGGAUAGUUCCGCCUAGAGACGGCGAUGAUGGUCGAAGAGGAGGAAGAGCACGAACCCGAGGCCGAGCACGAGGAAGAGGAAACGAGUACUCUCUCACUUCUGUUUCAACUAAACUUCAAAAUCACUUCGCAAUUAACAAACUCAACAUGAACAAUUCCAAAGAAAUCAUUAUCCGUCAAGUGUGGGGUUACAAUCUCGAAUAUGAAUUUGGUCUUAUUCGUCACGCUAUUCAUCGACACCAUUUCAUCUCAAUGGAUACAGAAUUUCCGGGUGCUAUUCAUUCCCCCAAAAUUGACCACCGUCAUCUUCGGCCAUCUGAUCACUAUCGUUUCUUGAAGGCCAAUGUUGAUGAUCUCAAGCUCAUUCAAGUUGGGCUUACACUUUCUGAUCCAGAAGGAACCCUUCCUGAUUUUGGAACCAAUCAUUGCUACAUUUGGGAGUUUAAUUUCAAAGAUUUUGAUGUUAACCGUGAUCCUUGUAAUGAAGAUUCCAUUGAUAUGCUUCGCCGUCAAGGGAUCAACUUUGAGCGCAAUUUAUAUCACGGUGUGGAUUCAAGGCGUUUCGCUGAUCUAAUGUUCUCCUCUAUACUUGUUUUCAACAAAUCAAUCAUUUGGGUCACAUUUAGUAGUGCUUAUGAUUUCGGAUAUUUGGUGAAGAUAUUGACCCGAAUGAAUUUACCCAACAAGUUAGAGGAUUUUUUAAACGUGGUAGAAGUACUAUUUGGAAAAAGUGUUUAUGAUAUGAAAUACAUGAUGAAGUUCUGCAACUCUCUAUACGGUGGUCUCGAGCGAGUAGCUAACACACUUGACGUGCGUCGGGCGGUAGGAAAGUCUCACCAAGCUGCAUCGGAUAGUUUGUUGACGUUGCAUGCAUUCACAAAAAUGACGAAGACUUAUUUCAAAAAUAAUGAAGGUCCCAAGCAUGCUGGAGUACUGUUUGGAUUAGAAAUGGCGGCUUAUUGA
This is a messenger RNA of Vicia villosa (hairy vetch), 1017 nucleotides long. RefSeq names its product probable CCR4-associated factor 1 homolog 11. Gene Ontology annotation, molecular function: poly(A)-specific ribonuclease activity; nucleic acid binding. The transcript has 2 exons. Bases 1 to 1017 code for a protein of 338 amino acids. The record is from RefSeq and is a predicted model, not a curated record. Lineage: Eukaryota; Viridiplantae; Streptophyta; Magnoliopsida; Fabales; Fabaceae. Gene Ontology annotation, cellular component: CCR4-NOT complex; CCR4-NOT core complex; P-body.